CCGACCCGGCCGCAUCGCCCUCCGCGCUCGCUCUCUUUGCCCUCAUGCGACCUCGCCGUCGCGCCGCGCCGCGUCUGAGUCGCCAGCGUCGGCGCGCCCCACGCCGCGCAGGUCGCCCCUCUUGACAUCUGCGCACCGCGGCGUCGGCGCCGGCCGCCGGUGUCUCUUCUCGUUGCCGCUGCUCCAAAUUCCCUGCUUUCACUCUCUAUUGGGUCAUCAGUCCACUUCUUGGUAUCCUGACGUCUCAAUAUGGAUGAAACGGACAAGUGACGAAUCCUUCCAGUUGCAUUAAAUCAUGUACUUCGUACUUCUACGAACAUUUUGGAAAAGCGCUACUACGGCAUAAUGAUGUGAAUGUGUGCAAACUUCGCUUAAAUGAUAAGAGUGCCAUAUUAAAGGAGACGGAUGACAAAUGGCUUUAAGAGAAUUGUGUUGAAGCGA
Gryllus bimaculatus (two-spotted cricket) is the source of this 441-nucleotide messenger RNA. The record is from the annotation of a GenBank genome assembly. Lineage: Eukaryota; Metazoa; Arthropoda; Insecta; Orthoptera; Gryllidae.